CAUGCUGAAGACCUUCCCUGACAUCAACACCACCGUCAAUGGCAUGGCAGUGGUGUACCUUCUGAGCACGCAGUCCACUGACUAUGUCGCUCUUGGAAAUGGCUAUCAGGAUCACUUCAGCGAAAAGACUCCUCUGGAACUGAUUCAUGAAACUCAAGAUAUGCUGAAGAGAUACAACUUUGAAAUCCAAGGCAGGAAUGUCUCUUUGCCCCUGUCAUACACCUACCUGAAUCCCAACAAUGUGGAGAACAGUGUGGCCCUGUAAAUUGAGUCAGGGGUUCGUAUUUAUUAGGCACCAAAUGGAAGAAAACACACAGAUACAGGGAGAGACUACCUGGACUUGUCCAAUAAGAACCACUUGUUUUC
Coregonus clupeaformis (lake whitefish) is the source of this 366-nucleotide messenger RNA. Its product is annotated as hydroperoxide isomerase ALOXE3-like. The record is from RefSeq and is a predicted model, not a curated record. The transcript is spliced from 2 exons. The coding region runs from base 2 to 265 and encodes 87 amino acids. Gene Ontology annotation, molecular function: oxidoreductase activity, acting on single donors with incorporation of molecular oxygen, incorporation of two atoms of oxygen; metal ion binding. Gene Ontology annotation, biological process: linoleic acid metabolic process; lipid oxidation. Lineage: Eukaryota; Metazoa; Chordata; Actinopteri; Salmoniformes; Salmonidae.